Molecule: messenger RNA, 559 nt
Organism: Dalotia coriaria
Lineage: Eukaryota; Metazoa; Arthropoda; Insecta; Coleoptera; Staphylinidae
Product: DREAM core complex component lin-52
Exons: 4
Coding region: 44-472 (142 amino acids)
Biological process (GO): regulation of DNA-templated transcription
Cellular component (GO): DRM complex
Source: RefSeq, a predicted model, not a curated record
CUGACUGUCUCACAAACAGAAUGUGCACUGAAUACUGACACACAUGCGGUGUGAGCGCCACCUGCCAGUUCAAAUACUAACCAAAAUGGCUUCGGAAUCUCCUGAGAUGGAAGCUUCAAAUGCUUCAAAAUCGUCCCCAGAAGGAAGCGGCGAUGAAAUGGACACAACUUUAAUUAGUAUGGAAAAUAUUGAUCGGGAAUCUCCGCAAUUAUGGCCGGAAAAAAUUCCAGGUAUGAAUGAGUUCAUGAAUGCAUACAGUGCAACCAGCAGCAACAAAUUGCCUUAUUCCAGAGAAUUUGAUUCAGAAGAUACAAAUUUACUCAAUCAAUUAUCAGCAAUACCUGUGGCCAGCCUGAUUGCAAAAGUGAAAGAAUUGCAUGACUUGGCUUAUCAACUAGGCAUUGAGGAAGCAAAGGAGAUGACAAGAGGAAAAUGUUUGCAAAUCUUUGAUAAUCCCCGAAAAAAUGCUUAACUCCUCAUUUUUUAUACAUUUGAAAAAUAUCUAUGUAUUUAUAAACUUUAAUUAUUCUAUUUGCUAUUAAAUAUUAAGUCAAAUUCA